Messenger RNA from Xyrichtys novacula (pearly razorfish), 10940 nucleotides. The record is from the annotation of a GenBank genome assembly. Lineage: Eukaryota; Metazoa; Chordata; Actinopteri; Labriformes; Labridae.
AGUCCGUGUGAACUAUGUUGGUAUUGUUGCUGUUGUACUUGUCAUUCAGACAUCCCAGGAAUUCAAAGCAACUAGGAACAAGCAACCUCGGCACAACAAGGACAUUUUUUGUGUCAAACCCGCGUCCUUGUCGCCGAGAACGGUCAGGAAUAUAUCACUUGUUGUCCAAACAGGAGAAGUACCGAGGGAUCCAGCAGUUACGGACCCUGGUAGGUUGUCAGUAACGGCUCACUAACGGCUGUCCUCUGAGUUAGCACCGAGCUAAUUCUCCGGCAGCUAAUGGAUGACUUUAACCCGCAGGCCGCGAAGGAGCAGCUGCCCUGCUUCGUUUCAUAUAUGCUGAAAACUCUAGUUUGCAGCUCGUGUGACACUUUCUAUCGGACAUAUUUGUGCGUUGAUGUCAAAUUUAACUUAAAAGUGUAUUGUUCGCAACGUAAGAGAAGUAGCACCUGUGUAGCGGUGUGUUAGCUUUAACUGCUAGCCACUAUAGCAAGUGUCCGGGCUCCUGUUUUGUGAUUGUUUGUUAUUCUACUAUGGUGUGUUUUUACACUUUAACAACUGUGAACCUCAAAAUGAGAUGCUGGAAUUCUAAAAUCAAACUUUCACUCUGCUUGAGUCCAUAUGAAACUAAGCCUGUAAUUGUACUAGUCUGACACAAUCACAUCUAAUGCUUAUCUUUAAGUGUUUAGUAAUUAUUACUUUGUUCAUCUCAUUUGCUUAACCUGUUUGGUAGCAUAUCAUGUCCUCUAAACACCUGCUUAUCUCACCUGUUUUGUGCAUUUCUGUCAGCGUGCAGAUGUGAAGUCAGACACCACCUGCUGUCCUCUCCUACUACCCUGGACAUAGAGCCAUCCUCUUCAUCUCCUUAAUAGUAUUCAUACAUGCUUUUACAUGAAGAGAGGAGAGAAACCCGAAGGAUACAGGCAGAUGAGACCCAAAACAUUUCCCACUAGCAACUACAGCGGUAACAGCCAACAAAUGCUGCAGGAAAUAAGGAACAGUCUGCGCAACUUGUCCAAACCCUCUGACCCUCCAAAAGUGGACAUUAGUGGACCUGUAAAAAUGCCGCUAGAGGACUCAAGGCAACAGGGGCGCUGCAGCAACCCCAAAAACCACCACCAUCACAAGGCUUUACAGGAGAUCCGCAAAUCCCUGUUGCCUUUUGCAAACGAGCCGUCUGCAGGCCCUGAGGUGAACAAACACAUGAUGCUGGAACCCCCCUGUGCUGGGUUUGAGGAGGUGAGAUGGUUGUUUUCGUGUUUUUGACACAGAGACAGGUUGUUGUGAAGGAUUGUGGUAGAAUUUCAUUCUAAACAUAACUCCGUAAGAGAGAAUAAUCACUUUGAGUGCUGUGUGUAUGAGAGAAUUAUUUGAAAAAUGAAAAGUAUGCAAAGUGGAAAGACCAGGUUGUGCUGAUGCCAAUACAAAGGUAGUUUCCGCACUGGCAGCUGCCACUUGUUUUGAUGCGGUGCAUAAAAUCCAGAUAUGCUGUGAUACAGUAUCUGGCCAACUGUUUUUGUACAGUUUUCUUGUAAUGCUGUUUAGGUAAAACCUCCAUAUACAGCACAAUCUGGGUGUAGCUUCUCUGGUGUCUGUAUCAAGUGUCAUAUUACAUCUGUGUUUUCAGUCGAAGUCAUGUAAAGAUGAACUGACAAUGAGAAGAGUCCUGUCUUAAGAGUUUCAACAGUGUGGUGAUUUUUUUGCAGAGCCAAAAGAUGCGAAAACUGCUACAAACAUGGACAACACCUAUUUACAGCAUGUCAUAACACAGUGAUUGCACAAAGUGUUCAUUUUUCUUUUGUUGACAUUCAAACAGAGCAACAGUCGCAGUAUGGGGGCAGUUAUAGACUACAUGGGUAAGGGGACCUACCAGGAACCAGUAAGGGAACAGAUGGCCAUGUCGAACCCCAACACUACAGGUCUGAAAGCCCCAGGUAUGUAACUCUCCUCAGGGACUUAACUCUGCGGUUUCUCUUUUAUUCCCAUCGAGGCGUGUUCAUUCAGCCUUGAUAUUGUUUGCAGAAUUUGGGACAUUUGCUGAAAGAAAUGACCAAACAUGCUGAUAAAAGAGAGUGACUCACUGUGUCAUGUAAUAAAAGAUGACUGAAAAUUUUUGUCCUAAUAUUCCCACUCUGGACAUACUUUCCUCCAUGCUUGGUGAUUAAAUUAAAGCAGUUUGUCCUGCUGGGGUCUUCUUCUGCACAAAAAUAGAAACCUCCUCUGAUUUGGUAGUGAGGUGUAAUAGCUCUCCAGAUUUACAGCAACAUCAUAAUGGUAAUGAGUGACUGCUGGAUAAACAUUGGUUACUGGCAUCAGUGCAUGGUGCAUCAUUUGCUCAUGUUUGUCAACAGAGGCAUUGUUUGCUAAUAUCAAUGUUCAACUGGUGCAUUUGCGCAUCCCUAGUUUCAUUUCUGAGAUGUUGUCGUAAACAUACAAGCCCCGUUACAAUGAAGUUUGGACAUUGCUUUUUAGUCUUUGCUCUUUUUUAAUGGCCAAAACAAAGACAGAGCAAAGACAACAUAUCAAAAGCUGAAACUGAAAACUUAUUUUGUUUAAUGACAUUUAAAUAAGAGGCCAGUAUGACAUACCUAAAAUUUGUGACAAGGAGAACAAACACUAAAAGAACUAUGUUAUGCUGAAAAAAAAUCCCCUUGGAGGAGUGUGUCACAACUAAUUAGGUUAAUAUGCACAGGUGAGUAAUACAACUGGGCAUAAAAAGAGUAUUCCAGGAUGUCUGUGUCUCAUAGGUAAACAUGUGAAGAGGUUCAGCCCUCUGUGAGAGACUGUGUGAGCAAUUAUUCAAGGAUUUCAUCCACAUACAGUAUAGGCCAUCUUAAGAGCAUCAAAAAAUCUGGAGAAAUCUCUGAACAAACAGGACAAGCCAAAAAUCUACUCUGUAUGGCUGUGAUCUUCAGGCCCUUCAGCAGGACUGCGCUCAAAAUAGACAUGACUCUGCAGUGGAAAUCACAGCAUGGGCUCACUUUUGAGAGCUGUUGUCUGAACCGUUCGACGCAGCAAUCAAACAGCAAAUUUCAGCCUCUGAGAUGUUGUUGUCAUGUUUUUAACACUUUAUGCUUCCCAUCAUUUUUUUUUAAUUGGAAAAACUGAACGCAGGGUCAGGAAAUAUUGAUGUUAUUAAAUCCUGUGAGAAAUUUUAUGUCUUUGCUGUUCAUGGUGGUAGUUAGCAUUGUUGUGAUUAGGCCUGUCACGAUAACAGUUUUUGCUGGACGAUAAUUGUGCUACAAAUUAUCGCCGAUAAACGAUAUUAUUGACACCAUUUUUUAAAUUAUAGAUAAUGAUAUUAUAUGGCAUAAUAAUGCGAGUACACCAUGUCAAAAGUGAUAAACUUUCAUUUCCACACAAGAACAACACUGGUUGUUUUCGUUGACUAAAAUAUUUCCCUUUUCUCCCACGACGGAGACGUAACGUUGACGAGCUAAUCAUAAGUCGGAGAUGACUAAAAUGUGACGAGACGAAAGUGCGUUUAUGUUGAUGGGACGAGACGAAAAUGACCAACAGAGUUGCAAAGCUCAGUCAGUUAAACGCUAAACAUAUAGGAGCAGCUUCAGUCCGCUCUGACAGCUCUCAUCAGCCUGCUGUGCUCCUCCAACACACAGACACGCACGCGCGCGCGCGCACACACACACGUGGAGUUUUUAUGGUUGACGAAAACAAAACUGGUUUAAAGCCGAAAUAUUCCCACACUUGAGUUGUUGCGUUCGGUUUAGACACCAAAGCUGUCGUGUUCAUUCUGUUAGCUUACUUUUCACUCACGACGCUCACUUGUAGCACUGUAUCCAAAAAGUCUGUGUCUGUGUGCCUGUGCGCGCCAGCCCCCUCGUGACAAAGACACUGAAUGACUGACAGGAGGGUUCACUAACUCCGUUCAUUCCGCUAUAGAGCCAACGCCCCCAGGUGCCGAGAACAAUGCGCAGAGUGAGACCUCUUCUCUCAUCCAGCGUGUUUGGUAGCGAGAGAGGAGGAAAACAAACGCACGUCAAUUAUCGAGGCUGGCAAAGUUAUCGACCUCGUUUUUAUUUAUCGAGCGAUAAGGCAAUUUAUUGAUUAUCGCGACAGGCCUAGUUGCGAUGAAAUAAAAGUUUACCAAGUUAACCACAGCAUCCAAGAGCACAGCUGUGAAUCAAGUGAGGGAGCACAGCUUUUUGGUCUCCUUGAUAGUGUGAGAGUUUUCCAUAUCUUCCAUGACUAACAAAAGCAUUUAUCUCAUUACAUAAUAAGGUCAGAUGAUUUCCAGCUUAAUUGUCCUCCACAGAAAUGCAGAGCUGUAAAUCUUAAUUUUCAUCACUUCAGCUUCUGUUACUUUUUUUUAUCUGCAGGAGCUCCUCACAUCCAGCAGGCUGUUCUGAGGAGGCAGAGCUGGAAAGGAUCAAAGGAGUCUUUGGCCCCUCGACAUGGUCCUCUCAUGGUGGAUGGAAUGCUGUAUCGCUCAGACAGCCCUGGACCACCUCCUUCCUUCCCACAGGGUCACCCUGCUAACAGCCAGAGGGUCAAUCCUCCUCUGCCGCCUCAGGUGCGCAGCGUCACGCCUCCACCAAACAGAGGUGCGAUGCCUCCUCCACCAUCCUGGGACAGCAAUCCAUCAACCAAGCGUUACUCUGGCAACAUGGAUUACCAUGUGCCCCGCAUAUCUCCUGUGCCGCAGGGGGCGUGGCCUGAUAGGAUCAGUCCAGUGCCUGUAAGCCACCAGCCCAUCAUAAUGCAAGGCUCUGGGGGAAAUAAGUUUACCUUUCCCUCCAGCUGGUCUCAGAACGGCUCCCCUCAGCCAGAGUACAUGGCAGGGGGCAGCAGACAGCCUCCUCCCCCCUACCCGGUCAGUCAGAGCAGCAGGCACAGUCCCACUGACCAGCAGAUGCAGGCAGGAGGACCCGCAUCCUCCCCCUCUUAUGUCAACGGGGGGAAUCUCCCUCAGUCCAUGUUGGUUCCAAACAGAAAUAGUCAUAACCUCGACAUGUACAAUUUAGGUCCCCCUCAGUCCUGGACUCAGGCUCCCAUGGGCUCCAACCAUCCUCAGUCUUCUUCUGGCAACACCAGCAACCAGGACCAGUCUCCAUCAUGGCAGCAUAACAUGCCAGUCCGCUCCAAUUCCUUCAAUAACCACCAGCUGAAUGGCAGACAAGCCCACCCAGCCAGCUCCCAACCCUCCGCCACCACAGUCACCGCCAUCACCCAGGCACCCAUUCUGCAGCCUGUCAAGAGCAUGAGAGUCCAGAAACCUGAGUUACACACUGCUGUGGCUCCCACACACCCUCCAUGGCUGCACCAGGCUUCAACUCCAGCUGCACCUGCCUACCCAGAACCCCCAGCCCCUGUGUCUCAGAUCCCUGUUGUAGCAGAAGUCCCCAGCUACCAGGGCCCUCCUCCACCAUAUCCCAAGCAUCUUCUCCAGCAGCAGGCCACACCUAGCCCCCCUGCCUAUGAUCCGGGGGCCAACAGGCUCAGCGCAGGCAGAGAGGAGGCUGCUGAGGAGGAGAACGGAGGCGGUGAAGGCUCCAGAGAGAAGACGACUGACAGCCCUGACAGCACCGUAGCAACAGAAAAGGAGAAGAAGCAGAUCACCACAUCGCCUGUGCCCCUCCGUCGUAACAAGAAAGAUGAAGAACGGAGGGGAGAGUCCGGGAGGAUAGCGCUGUACUCCCCCCAGGCUUUCAAGUUCUUUAUGGAGCAGCAUGUGGAGAACAUACUGAAGAACCAUCAGCAGAGGAUUCGGCGGAGGAAGCAGCUGGAGAGUGAGAUGCAGCGGGUGAGCAUAUUAACAACCUUUCUCUCUUAACUUUCUCUUAGAACUGGCUUUAGUCACAGUCCAGUCUAUCUUAUUUUUCUAUCCUGUGGUUGUUGUAGUAUCUAUCCUAGAAAAACUGUUUUUCAUGCUGCUCUCUUGUUCCGUAGCUUUUCUUUCUCUUUUUUCCUCACCUGGCUGUCACUAACAGCUGAUCUGAGAAGGUAAAGAUAUCGCUGCUGUCCUGUGGCAUGGCUGUCAUUUUUUUAGUCUUGUGUUGGGAGCCUGGUGUUUGUUUGUUUUAAUGUACUGCAUUCAGCAUGUUAGCCUAAAAUGAGUGGAAAUGAAUGCAGGACACCCCAUGACCGUCAUUUCACUGAUGAUGUCACUGCUUGUGCAUUUUCAGCACGGUUACUUUGACAGUUCAAUUCAUUUUCUCACAUUAUCUGUCUGUAGGGCUGGGUGAUAAAACAAUAACGAUAUAUAUCGAAAAUUAAUUUCCCUCAAUAUCAAUAUAAAACAUGGUCAGUAUGCUUUUCAAUGUUCGGCAUUCUGCCAUGUUUUGGAAGACUAUAUGAAUAGCCCAUGAAAGGGAGAGUUUCUCCGGGUCUGCGUCACGCUGAACCAAUCGUGCAGAAUUAGAUCCAAGUAGCAAACAACUGCGUAGUAGCAGACUGCAGCUACACACAACCAUAGCACUUAAACAGGUGAAGCCAACAGCACUGUUGGUGAGAAAAAAAAAACGAGUGCUACUCCCAGCAGAAAUGCAGAUAAAGACUAAACUGAUGAUGACAUUAUCGACAACACCGGCAUAAUAACGUUCGUGGUGUGAAGGAAUUCUUUUUUUUUUUUUUGAGGUCGGACAUGAAGCAGAGUAACGUGCACUACAAGUUAUGUCAAGUACAUGUUCACCCCAAAGUCGGGGAAUACCUCAAAUCUUUUUCACCACCUGAAGCAGUGCCACGUGGCAGAGCACACGCAAUGCAAAAGGUUCCAAACCCCGUGCGGAGCAAGGAGCCCAUGGCGCCUGUGCAGCCAAAGCAGCUGACCACUCAGCCUUACAACAAAACGUUAGAGAGACACAAAGACCUCACAGAUGCAGAAGCUUAUUGCAAAAGACAUGUUACCAAUAAGCACUCUUCAAUUUCUUUUAUUAUAUUGCGAUAUAUUGAUAUCGACUGAUGAAAAAAAUUUAUUGUGAUAAACUUUUUCUCAUAUUGCCCAGCCCUAUUUGUCAGUUUUGGUUUAUUCUACCAGUCAAGGGCUUUGAACCAAAUUCUCGACCAUGUAUGUACGUACACAUCCUCCAUUAGCCCCUCCCUGCAUCCAUAACUUUUCAUUCUAGUCAGUCUGUGGUCUCAAAUCUGUGCCUAAUUUAUCCCUACAGUCCUGAACCCCUAACCUUGAAGUUGGUUUAUGUCUAACAAAAACUACAACUUUGUUUUGAAGCAGUAUUUUUAGGACAGUUUGAAAUGAUUCAGGCCAGUAAAUCACUGCUGACUCAUUCCUUUUUUCAGGUGGGUUUGUCAUCAGAAGCCCAGGAGCAGAUGCGUAUGAUGCUCUGCCAGAAAGAGUCCAACUACAUCCGGCUAAAGCGCGCCAAGAUGGACAAAUCCAUGUUCAAACGGAUCAAGACCCUCGGCAUCGGGGCCUUUGGCGAGGUUUGCUUGGCCAGAAAAGAGGACACAGGAGCGCUUUACGCCAUGAAAACGCUGCGCAAGAAAGAUGUUCUGCUCAGGAACCAGGUGGCCCACGUUAAGGCAGAGAGGGACAUUCUGGCUGAGGCCGACAACGAGUGGGUUGUCCGUCUCUACUACUCUUUCCAAAACAAGGACAACCUGUACUUUGUCAUGGAGUACAUACCUGGAGGAGACAUGAUGAGCCUCCUCAUCCGGCUGGGCAUCUUCAAAGAGGAGCUGGCUCAGUUUUACAUCGCAGAGCUCACCUGCGCUGUGGAAAGCGUCCACAAGAUGGGCUUCAUCCACCGAGACAUCAAGCCUGAUAACAUCCUUAUUGACAGAGACGGACACAUAAAGCUGACUGAUUUUGGUCUGUGCACCGGCUUCCGCUGGACACAUGACUCCAAGUAUUACCAGAGCGGUGGGUGUCACCAUAAUUUCAUUUACUCAUUCGACAAGUUCACUUGUGAAUUCAGGUGAUUUUCUGGUGAAUGGAAAUCUAAAAUUGAUCGGUUAGUUUUGAUUGAUAAAAAUGAGUUCAGCCAAAGGCGUUGGAAGACAUUUUCAGACUGUUGUAUUGAAACACAAAGAGCUAAGUCAUGAGUAAUGAGUCAACUGUGUGACCUCUCUCCAGGUGACCAUGUGAGACAGGACAGCAUGGACUUCAGUAAGGAAUGGGAAGAUCCCACCAACUGCCGCUGUACGGACCGCCUAAAGCCUCUGGAGAGGAGGAAGGCCCGGCAGCACCAGCGCUGUUUAGCACAUUCGCUGGUGGGGACGCCUAACUACAUUGCUCCUGAGGUGCUGCUUCGAACAGGUAGGGGGAACUCCAUCCUCAAGGAAACACUCCAAAUUUUACGGUUGGAUUGUUUCCAUCUUUAUGUAAAGCAGCAAAUCCUCUUCCUCUUGGCAUCAUUUUUGCUCAGCUGACACACUUUUGACUGAUCACGGAGGUGAAAGGAAAGUCUAAUACCCAGCUAAGCCCUGUUGUUUCAGUGUGAAUGAUGUUUUUAAUCUCCUGUAGGAUACACCCAGCUCUGUGAUUGGUGGAGCGUCGGUGUGAUCUUGUAUGAAAUGGUUGUAGGACAGCCUCCCUUCUUAGCGACUACACCCCUGGAGACGCAGCUGAAGGUAUGUGAAGCACCUGCAGCCAAAUGUUUCGCAUCUUUGGACUUCUUUUUUGUCUUCAUGUCAUCUCUAUGUUGUUGAAACCAGGUGAUAAACUGGAAGAGCACGCUGCACAUUCCCCCGCAGGCCAAGCUCAGCCCCGAGGCGUCAGAUCUCAUUAUCAAGUUGUGCCGCGGCCCCGAAGACCGCCUCGGCAAGAAUGGUGCAGACGAAAUCAAAGCUCACCCUUUCUUCAGGAGCAUCGAUUUCUCCAGCGAUCUGAGGCAGCAGGUGGCGCCGUACAUCCCCACAAUCGCUCACUCCACAGACACCUCAAACUUCGACCCUGUAGACCCCGACAAACUGUGGAGCAGCGAUAGUGACAGCGAAGACAACCACAACGACACCCUCAAUGGCUGGUUCCGUAACGGCAAACACCCCGAACACGCCUUCUAUGAGUUUACCUUCCGCCGCUUCUUUGACGACAAUGGCCACCCAUACAGCUGCCCCAAACCCAUUGGAUAUGAGGACUUUAACGAGGACGAAGGGGACUCAGAGGGCGCAGUGCAGGAGGCUGCUGGCAUCUCGGCCAAUCAGGGCAGGGAUCAAGUCUAUGUGUAGCAAAUGAAGCUGGAACUGCUUGUACAUAAUAAUGGGUUCGUGGAGGGUGUUAGUGGUGUGAAGGGGUUUAUGACAGAACAUACAUGAACAUAGGAGAGUAUAUUUUCAGAGGAGUCAAAAAUCCGGUUACAAUAUCAGGAUCUUAGAGAUUGAAACUAAAAGUUGAAGGUUCAGUCGAAAAGGAAGCAUGUGAAAAUGACUGCCACUCUUCAUUUUGCUAUAUUUAUUCAAAGAUACUUCAUUUAUUGAAGCCAGAUAUCCUGAAGAUACUGGGGUAUGCUGAAUCCACUGGUCUGCAACACUCUCUGUUCUCCUGUUUUGAGGUGAAACUUUCAGUGUAUAUAUAUUUACAAGUUUUCAGUUGAAGUCUAGAAAUCCAGGAAAAAACUUCUGAGAUUCUCCAAUCGCUGAGGCAGAAAGAAAGAGGAAACCCUCUUCAGUGAUGCUUUUAUGUUCACCUAAACCAAACCUAUCAUAGUCAUGUUGUUCAAAUCUGAGAUUUGGUAUGGUAACUUAUAAUCUUUACAGGUACCAGUGGGCUGAAGUCUUUGUCCUGCGUCCAGCCCAACUGUGUCAUGAAUAGUGGUAUCGAUCUCCUGUACCUCUGGCUGUGACAGCUGUGAAGUCUGCCUGUUAUGUGAGAGUGAUGAGCUGCAGAGGAACUAAAGCAGAAUAAAAUCCUGACGCUCUUUUUAUGAGUCUACCCCGACUCCACUUCAAAGCCUUAAUUUAUUAAAGAAAACCUGGUGAUCUAGUGUAGACGCUGUUUGAGCGCAGGGGUUUCUGUUGUUGGAAUUACAUUUAUCAGUUAAGAAAUUGUCUUAAUUUAUAUUUGAAUGUCUGUUGAAAUGGGGAUGUGUAGAUCUGUGACUGGUAGAAUCUUGCAGGGAUAAUUUGCUCUAAUUCAGUGCUGUGCCUUUUUUCUUUUUGAUUAUUUUUUCUUCUUCAUCUUUCACCAAAUAUAAAGAGGGUUAAUCAGAUUUAAAAUGAGUAGCAGUAGCUGAUUGAACUACAGUAGCUUUUUGUUGUUUUAUUUUUCUAAUUUAUACCUAAAAAUGUAUUUAUAAAUUAAGUUGUAAACAGUUGAUGUAAAUAUUUUCUCUUUCCUGUCAGAAGAUGAUUUUUUUUUCUUAGGGCAGGCCCUCGUCAGUGUCCACUGCUGCUGCCUAAUGAUCAUAUUUGUGACUUUAAGACUCACAAAACACACACACGCAACACUUAUUUACAUUACUCUGGGUAGACAGUUUUUUUUAUAACUCAACCAAAGCACUACAUAGAUUUUGUUUUUCUUCUUUUUACUUUUUUUUUUGCAAUAACAUUUAGGGAAGAAAAAAAACAUAAGCAUAAAGUUUAUAUACUUUUUUAAGUAUCACUUUCAUCCAGGAAUGCCUUGUUUGAAGGUAUCUAACCACUUCAUCCUUGAGACUUAAACCCAGUCCAAUUUUAUGUCUUUGAGAAACACUACAGCUGCCUGUCACGUUGUUGACUUUGUUGGUGCCUCUGUAUGUACUGAUUUAAAGAAAGAAAAACUGGACGAUGGACUCACGCUGGAGACGAAACAUCCCUCCAUCAUUUAUCACAAGGAUUUUGUACCAGCUGUACUUUUUUGUGUGUUCUUAAGAAAAGAUCUCUGAAUGUAGUUAACGGACUUUAUUGGCGACCACUGGCAUUCUGCACUGGUUUUGUGUUUUCAUUGUAAGAGAGAGAAUUUUUAUUUUUGUGUACAUCGUUGGGUACAGGGAAGAGGGUGAGAAAUAAAGAAUGUAAGGAACAAAUCAUCUUUUACAAGCACAACA